AUGUUGAAGUUGAACUUUGUCUUUCUCUUUAUCCUGGCUUUCAUAGCCUCAGCCUCAGCCGAAGUCACCAUUGAGGCCUCGAUCCUUAACCGCCUCCUCCAACUCGACCUUGGCUUGCAUGGAACCUCCAUCCUGCUGGACAGAUCCGACGAGGAUGAAGCGAACAUCACUCUAGCUGAAGUUGUUGUCUUCUACAAUACCAUAACAGCCCCGGGCCAAAGCUCCAUCCAGCCAUUUCCCAGUUCUUGUGAUGAAGCUGUCCAAUUCAGCAUCUGCCAGGCGUAUCACACGUUCGCUCUGACAAGCAUUAAACUGUACAACGACCUCGCCGACGAUGCUGAUGACUUCGACAAAGGCCUGAGAAAUAACAUUCGGGAUGGAUUCAAUCGCAUCUUUACAGAGAAUGCCGGCUUCGUCGACAAAAUUGCCCCUGUUGGCCUUCCUCUUUGCCUCGAAAGCAUCCAAUGGGAUUGCUGGGCGCUGAACAGGGCCUUUCUUAUGGCUUGGAAUGCGCUUGACCCGGCUGGAAAACAAUAG
Molecule: messenger RNA, 537 nt
Organism: Aspergillus mulundensis
Lineage: Eukaryota; Fungi; Ascomycota; Eurotiomycetes; Eurotiales; Aspergillaceae
Exons: 4
Coding region: 1-537 (178 amino acids)
Source: RefSeq, a predicted model, not a curated record